Haliotis rubra (blacklip abalone) is the source of this 1601-nucleotide messenger RNA. Its product is annotated as TP53-regulated inhibitor of apoptosis 1-like. NCBI's taxonomy places the organism in Eukaryota, Metazoa, Mollusca, Gastropoda, Lepetellida, Haliotidae. The transcript has 2 exons. The coding region runs from base 78 to 323 and encodes 81 amino acids. The record is from RefSeq and is a predicted model, not a curated record.
UCCACAUUCUGCUCUGACGUCACUUCCUUUUUGCACUGCGGGGGUAAACGUGUGGCGACUGAUGAAAUGUGAAAAUCAUGAACAGCGUGGGUCAAGAAUGCCAGGACCUGAAGAAGGCCUACGAUGACUGUUUUAAUAAGUGGUUUUCAGACAAAUUCUUGAAAGGACAGAAGGAGGACGAGUGUGCUCCGCUUUUCCGGGUAUAUCAAAACUGUGUGAAGAAUGCUAUCAAGGCCAAGAAUAUUGACUUGUGGCAGAUAGACACUGCUGUUCUUGGAACUGAGAAGGAGAAACAACCCCCAGUGAAAAAGCCACGAGGUUGACAAGCCUGUAACACGUCACAACAAAACAUGUGGAAGCAGACUAUGAACACUCUUAUCAGAACACUUUAUGAUUACUGCAUCCAAACAUCUAAACUUCAGUAGAUCAAAUUUUGUUAGAACUAGAUUUUUCUUUUGUUUAGUCAAAAGGAAAGAAUGAACAUGAUCAUGACAAUAGAAUAUGUUGCAUAUUUUGUCUAAAGAGCAGAAUCUGUUCUGUCUCUUUUUCAAUAAUUGUUUGGUAACAAAUAACCUCUUUCUGUUAAAUGUGUGCGUGACUGCAGGAACAAGUUCCAGUGUAGUUGUACAGUGUUUGAAACGCCCCGAUAACGUGGGCUGGAGGGUAGCCUAGUGGUUAAAGCAUUUGCCCGCCAUGCCGAAGACCCAUGUUCAAUUCCCCACAUGGGUACAUUGUGUGAAGCCCAUUUCUGGUGUCCCCGGGAGCGUUAUUGUUGGAAACUUGCUAAAAGUGGUAUAAAACUAAACUCACUCACUGAUUUAUGUAAUUUUAGCAAUCCAAAGUAAUUCACCAAUAUACAAGGGGUAACUAAACUAUUGUAGGCUAAACAUACUUUGAAAGAUGUGGUCCUACGUUCUCGUACAUACCUUACAUCAAGCUACAAACAAACAAAUAGGGCACACUUGGUUUAUCUUCAUCUCAAAUUGAUGAAAGACAAUGAAAGGAGUUAGCGAGAUGUGAAAGUUCUCAACAUGAUGAUAAUAUGAUGAGAUUUUGUUGUGACUUGAAACCUUUUAAAGCCAAAUAAGGAACUUUAGGGAGUAUACUUCCAAGGGAGUCUAAAAAGACAUUCGAGAGUGUGACUCGAAGAGUGGGAUUAUUAAAAGUGGACCUAUGAAUUUGUACAUGGUGAAGGGAAUGUGAAUUGUUUUAUGUGAAUUUAGUAGUAGUUUGAUAAGUAAGUUUAUUUUGUAUUUGAGUAUAAUUCAGCAUCUCGAAAAUUAGUAUGAGAUGUCUUGGCACAUCCGUUAAGGUCAUGAUAAUGUAUAUGAUUAUUAUUACUUGAUUUCUAUUACUGUGAAUGUCUUGAUCUGUAGAAAUAAUGUAAGAAGAAUGUUGGUCACAAAUAUAUAUGUCGACUAAAAAUAUGUGACACAUUUUACAUAUAUUAUUUGUCAGAUGUUUUUUUAACAAGAUGCUCUUUUGUGUGUUCAGAGUUUUAACAUUUGCAGUGUAGAUACUCAUAUAUUCCAGAUAUACUUUGUUUACAUGCUUUUGUGAUUUUACAAUUACUGGGUGAUUAAAUAACUAUUUUCACAACA